AAAAUUCUCGACUUUGUUUGCACCUUCUAACCUAUAGUAGACCUAUCUUUUGUUUUUCUUUCGUUCCGUCCGGGAUUGAUUUCAUUCAUCUGUAGUUUAAUUGCACUUUGCUCUCCCGAAUAGAUCUCUAUAAUAAAAGAGAUCGUUUUACGUUCCAAUACAUUGUACUCCGCACGUAGCCUUUCUAAAAUCGAUUGGCUAUUCUGGUGAGGAACAUUGAGCCAAGACAAAGCGUCCUGUUGAAAUUGUAAAGGUUGACGCAGUUAAUUUUUUUGUUUUGUCUGCUUGUGUAUAAGAUGGUGAAAAUGAAGUUUAACUAUGUUCAGAUGGAGAUGAAUGGUGAAACAGAUCAUCGCAUGAAUGGCAAUCACUCUGCGUUUGGUCUCAAAGGUUCAACUGAUACAGAUACCAACCAGAGUUCCUAUGAGAUGUUGGAAGACAGUGAUGAGGAAGAAAUGGUUCUUACUAACGAGCUGAUUCUUGACCCGUUUUGUGAUCCUGAUAAUCCUAAGACCAUCAGUUUCAAUGAUGUCAGCGCUGCAGCCUAUAAGAUCAAAGGAGGGGUCGAGAAGACACCUUGCAAUUUAUCACAGAUGUCCAAACAGUAUGAUAUGAAGUUAUACUUCAAGAAAGAUUUCUUGCAAUAUACAGGGAGUUUCAAAGAGAGGGGAGCCCGAUAUGUCCUACAGCAGCUGUCAGAGAAAGGUGUGAUCGCCGCCAGUGCCGGGAACCAUGCCCUGGCUCUGUCCUACCACGGACACCUGCUGGACAUCCCCGUGACGGUAGUGAUGCCUAUCGUGGCGCCCAUGAUGAAGGUGGAGGCUUGUAGGCUGUACGGGGCCAACGUGGUGGUCUUUGGGAAGGAUUUCGGAGAGAGCAAACAGUAUGCCAUGCAGCUGAGUAAGAAGAAAGGCCUCCUUUAUGUCAAUGGCUACGACCACCCCCACAUCUUGGCUGGGCAGGGCACCAUGGGUCUGGAGAUCAUCGAGCAAGUCCCACAAAUCGAUGCCUGCAUCAUCCCUGUAGGGGGAGGUGGGCUGAUUGCCGGCAGUGCUGUAGCCCUCAAGAAUCUCAAACCUUCUGUUCAGAUCAUCGGCGUAGAAUCGGAAAGAUCCACGGGCUUCCAGGAGGCGAUGCGGACCGGCCACCCCGUCUACACCCCUGUGGGGCAGACACUCGCAGACGGUUUGGCUGUUCCUGUCGUUGGAUGCAACGCGCUGGCGACUGCAGAACCUCUAAUUGACAGAAUGAUCACUGUUAAAGAAUCUCACAUCGCCCUGGCCAUCCUGCGGCUGAUAGAGCAGGAGAAAGCCGUGGUGGAGGGCGCUGGUGCCACUGGUCUCGCCGCCAUUAUUCAGGGCCUGGUACCCGAGCUCAAAGGCAAAUCCAUCAAAGACAUCCUGCAUGAAAGGGCGUGGCUACAAACUGAUGUUUUCUCGGUCACG
This is a messenger RNA of Aplysia californica (California sea hare), 1445 nucleotides long. Its product is annotated as L-threonine ammonia-lyase. Gene Ontology annotation, biological process: L-threonine catabolic process; L-serine catabolic process. Gene Ontology annotation, molecular function: threonine deaminase activity; L-serine ammonia-lyase activity. NCBI's taxonomy places the organism in Eukaryota, Metazoa, Mollusca, Gastropoda, Aplysiida, Aplysiidae. The record is from RefSeq and is a predicted model, not a curated record.